GAAGAUCUUGAGGGAAACGUUGCGGUCCACCCCAAAAUCCCGAUCUCGACGACCGCAAAGGUCAGCAUCGAGGAUCUGCAGGUGGGAGACUCCAGAUCGGCCACACCUGAGGAGAUCGAGAAGCUCCGGCAGAUCAUUUGGAAGAAGCGACACCCCCUGAUCGGCAAAGGGAACACCCUACCUCCGGCGGCCAAGGGCGUCGUGUGUGACAUCGAUGUCGGGAAUGCGAAACCGAUUGCAUUGCGAACUCGAAAAGUACCCACGCGAUCUCGAGAAAAAGUCGCAGUCCUGAUCAAGGACCUCCUGGAAGCCGAGAUCAUCCGACCGUCGACAUCGCCAUGGGCCUCGCCGAUCGUGAUUGUCCGCGAGAGUAACCGCGUAGAUAUAAGGUUAUGCAUCGACUACAAGCUGGUAAACAGCCUCACGAGGUUGAUGGUCUACCCUAUGCCCCUGAUCAGCGAUCUGGUAGAGAACAUUGACAAGGAAUUAUGUCGCAUGCUUUUUGGCCUGAAAAGUGCCCCACAGUUUUAUCAACGCCUCGUAGAUAACGCGCUGUAUGGAUUUCUGAAAAUCUCGCGAACAAGCGACAACAGAGCUACGACGGACGUGUACCAGACAGGGAUCGCGGACGAUCCGGAUCGUGGAGCAGUUGUGGAAAAUCUGUUGGAGGCUUGCGAUAAGUGGAAUUUAUCGAUCGGUGUGGCGUUGAGCUUCUGGGGCAUGGAUAAGGUAGGAUAUCUGGGACACCGAGUGGCGUUCGGAGGUCUGGAGGCGAACCCACAAGCUCCGAAAUCCCUGACCGAUCUGCCAUUCCCCGGGUUACUUCGAUCCAUGGACUCGUUCCUGGUUAGUUUGAAUUACUACGGUCGGUUUAUUGAAGGCUACGCUAUCUACAUCAUGGACCAGAACGACCCGAUUGCUCGAGAUCACGACACACCUGAGCCGCAGCUGGUGGGACCAUUAGACGAGAGGCGCACCUUGAAGACGAAUGAGUUGAAUUACAAUGUGACCGAAACCGAGGUGUUGGCAUUGCUGAGGAUCUUGGAUCUCUACUACAAUGUACUAGUAGGAGGCAAGAUCCGGACCCUAACGAGGCAUUUCACGUUAGCCUGGCUGUUCAAGUCGACAGGAUUACAGGGUUGCCUAGGGCAAUGGUCAGCCCUCCUGGCCUCGUGGACUCUUGAGAUCACGGAGUUCACCAAGGGCGAAGACGAGAUACUGGGGGCGAUCGCUGCCAGCAUCACGCCGAGGGCGAAGGUGGACGAUGCUCUGACCGAGAUUGCUCCCCGGAAGGAACCUAAACGCCGGAUUCAAGCGCCGAUACCCACCGUAGAUCGAGAAGAGGUCAGGUUUGACGGAUCCGCUCGAGUGAAACGAGGCGGGGGCGCGUUCAGCGCGAUCGUGUGGAGUCUCCCCGCAUGGGAGGUGGUCAAAGCAAGAUCGGACUAUCCCGAGAGUCUCACCGUGAACGAGGCAUAA
This is a messenger RNA of Phytophthora megakarya, 1479 nucleotides long. Lineage: Eukaryota; Oomycota; Peronosporomycetes; Peronosporales; Peronosporaceae. The record is from the annotation of a GenBank genome assembly.